Molecule: messenger RNA, 927 nt
Organism: Xiphophorus maculatus (southern platyfish)
Lineage: Eukaryota; Metazoa; Chordata; Actinopteri; Cyprinodontiformes; Poeciliidae
Product: trypsin-like
Exons: 6
Coding region: 1-753 (250 amino acids)
Biological process (GO): proteolysis
Molecular function (GO): serine-type endopeptidase activity
Source: RefSeq, a predicted model, not a curated record
AUGGCUCUGCUGAAGGUUCUGCUGCUGCUGGGGCUGGGUGUUCCCGGGAACUCAGAUGUUUCUCUGCAGAAGAGAAUCAUUGGAGGUCAUAACUGUGCUGACACGGAGCGUCUUUAUCAUGUUCGGCUGGAGGGCACCGCAGGACAUAGCAAGACAAUUUGUGGAGGAUCUCUGAUCCACCCUAAAUGGAUCCUGACUGCAACUCACUGCUGGAAGUCAGAGACAAGGAGGCUUGAAGUAGUAGUUGUAAAAGUUCAUCCACGGACUGGUGAAGAGCAGCAUCACAUAGUCACACACAAUCCUGUGCUGUAUACUGAUGACAGCAGGGUGCAUGGCAUCAUGUUGCUCAAGCUUCAGAAAAGAGUAACAAAUGUCCCACUUGCUCAGCUACCAGACUGCAGUUAUCGUCUUAAAAUUGGUGACAUUGUUCAGCUGGCAGGAGAGGGAGCAAUGACAACCGGCCCCAAUAAUCGACGAUUGACCGAUGGUGAAAUUCCAGCACAUCUUCAGUGUGUCGACAUGAACGUUGUUCAGAUUUCCCAAGUCCAGCCAAAAUAUGGACAUGUAUUCUCCAUUGCAGCACCGAACAAGGAUUCAUGUCGUGGCGAAUCCGGCGGAGCAGCAGUGUACAACAACAUGAUUUAUGGUGUGAUUGUUGAAACUGGACCAAUCCAUGCAUGUCAGAGACCAGUUUACAUAAAUGAUGUGUGUGAAUACAUUGGAUGGAUAAAAACAACAAUCGGGCUUAAAUAAAACAUAAACUAUCAUGAAAUAUAAUUCUCAUCAAAAUUUCAUCUCAGAUAUAACUUUAUUCUUGUAUCUUGACCAGUUUGAUCCACGUUUGUAGAAUUAGAAUAAAUCAAUAGUUUUGUUUUUUCUCAUCUAACCUUGAUCUCCCUAAUGGAUCUUUCUCUGUCUCAGAAAUGA